AGAUUAUGCCUAAUGAUGACUUUAUUUCUGCACCUAUAGCAUGGCUGCCGGUCCAGAACAAGUCAUCCAGCUCGCCACAACGCCACCCUCCUCAAACCCAACGCCCGAGCUUGAGGACUACACCAUCUCUGCACCAUGCUGGUGGUCAACCUCGUCCAGCCCGAGGCCCUCCUCCAGCCUGCCGCCCUACUCCAGCUCGUCGGCCUCCUCCACAUCGUGCCCUCCUCCAAGCCGCUAUGUCGCCUCGGUCCGAAGCAGGAAGCAUUAGCUGCCGACCUAGCGCAGGGCACUUUGUGCGGUGACGGCCUGCCCCUGGAAGAAAAACAGGACAUAGGCAUCGAUGCUACGUGGAGCACCAUAUCAUCGUGGCAUUGUCUCGCGGGAGCGACCUUCGCCAUCAACUCUCGGCAUCAGGCGGGCGCAAGAGCGUCGAGCACUGUAAUUCACCCAGCAUCAGGUUAUUUACAGAUGUACCGGUACUCUCCGUUUGUGGUCUGUGAUGCAAAAGGUGGAGAACCGACACCUCUUUACGGAGAUCUGUACACGGUUGGAGGCUACGGCGAGCGAUACUUUUCCCAACAUGGGUGGCAGCAUAAUCUACGGAUUGGACCACUCCUACCCCUUUAGGCGUUUUUACAAUUGCUCAAGAUUGAUAUGUAAUUCGCCUUUUGUUUUUGUUACUUCCAUGAUAUUUGAGACUCGUAAACGGCUGUGUACAUCCUAGCUAUGCAGAGGCCGGGUGUAAUUGUUUCACAAAGUAAUAAAGCGUCCAUUAUCAAGAAAAAUAUCAGUUUGCGCCUGGUCCGUAAGGGCCUUCUAAGCUAGCCGGCCUGAUGCAGCUAGCUUGCAUGGUACUCCUGCGAGAUUGAUCUGA
Messenger RNA from Lolium perenne, 874 nucleotides. RefSeq lists its product as uncharacterized. Lineage: Eukaryota; Viridiplantae; Streptophyta; Magnoliopsida; Poales; Poaceae. The record is from RefSeq and is a predicted model, not a curated record.